UAAACAAUUUUCAUAUUCAUGCAGCUUCAUUUAACCAAAUUCAGAAGACCACCUCCAUAAAAAUGGAGCAAUAUCGUCGUAGCACUAAUAUAAUAUUGAAGCGGAGGCAGGUAGAAAUACCACUCGCGUAACAAUACUGGAUUUAGUGUGGACUGACUACCAGAACAGAGAGCUUAUCAUCAUCAUCAUCAUACCGUAAUAUUUGACCAUUUCAUUAUCCUGGAAUUGAGCUUCUUGUUCCAGUGCCCACCAGUGCAGUGUAUCUAGUGGACUCGUUUCCUUAUCUAGACUUUAGCCCAGAAUUCUUCGAUAAUGCCAAUAAUAUUCUCUCGAUAAUAAGCAUAUUUUGGGAAUCCAUACAUUAGUCGCCUGCCGCUGUGCCUGGAGAAGAACGGAUCAUAAAAGUGCUUCUGGAACAGUGUGGAUUAGCCGGUGUGCAAUUGGACUGUGUCGGUCAAGCCUGGUGCCGAUAUUUGUAUUAAAUUGGUGUAAAUAUUGUAAAAUCUUCUAAAAACCGGUGAUUUUGCGUAAUUUCGAUCCUUAACGAGACUCUUUUGUGUGUCCACGUUAAUAAUUGAAGACUUGAUCUAUUUACUUGGACGGGUUGGUGGUUUGGUGCUAAAGGAUUUAUGAACGUGGAGAAAUUUAUGAAUUGAGCAGUGUUGGGAAAAGAAAAGCCGAAACUCGGGUUCCAGUUUUUGAUUGUUUGACGCAGGGUCUGAACUAAUGGAUCGAUAAAAUCUCCCGGAUUCCAUUCGGUCCAUCCAUGCAGAAUUUCGCUCCCAGUCUUAUUAUCGUCGCCCUCUUCCUUGUAUUCUAGCUGCCCGAGUGUUCGAUUGCAUAGGUUCCUGCUGGCUGUCAGAUAUAUCAAGACAUACGUUUGCUCUCUCCGCUCCUGGAAUUUUCUCAAAUUCGGGCGAAAAUGAAAGACACACAAAUUAGUGGUUCAUCAAAAUGUGGUAACAAUAGUGAAAAACUUAUUCAAUUUUUGCUGCCUUUUUUGUGAAACUAUUGUGUUCCAAGUGGAAGCCUUUCUUAAACUAUUAAAUCAGUGCAAAACUCAAGGUGAAAUCAUGGCGGAGGGAAGUUUGGCGAAAAAGAGUCACAUCCUCAAAGGCCCCUCGCUCCUGGGAAGGCGCACAUCCUCCGGUCCAGUGAGGUCAAACCCACUCGCCUUGCGGACCUGCGGCAGCGUGGGGAGUCUCAACGUGUUUGAGAGAAGCCAAAGUGGAACUAUUAAGGUGAAAAGUGGUGGCGUUGGACCAGCAGAGUCUUCCUCGAUGGCAAACUUGGCAAUUUUAACGCAAGAAGCUGCACCCACGACCGCCGUCACCUCUGACAAUCUCGGAGCCACGGUUUACAUUUCUGGAGUGCAGUCCGGGAUUUUAAAGUUUUUUGGGAAAACCACGUUCAAGUCGGGACUCUGGUGUGGCAUCGAGUUGCCGCAACCUCAAGGAAAUCACGACGGCAUGGUUGACGGGGUCCGGUACUUUCAGACGAGGAAAAAUUGUGGAAUAUUUGCCCCCGUGGGCAAGGUCAGUUUGAAAGGGGACGGAGAUCUUGAAACAGCCGAGGGGGACAAUCAACGGUGGAGUUUGGCAGGAACUAAAAGAAAUCAGGAAGCCGACGACCACCACGUAGUCCUUAAGGGCUCGAAACGCCCCAAACCUGCCAGUGAGCAGGGUACUGGAGGUGACUCGUGUCCUUCGACAGUCAUUGCGAAAAAGGUCGUCUCACAAGCUACGGAGCGAAAGAAGAGGAGAAAGCUUGAAGAUAGUCCGUCUUCACCUUCUCCCAGUCAUCUCGUAAAAAGUUGGAGUGGUGCAAGUGAGCAUCACGACGCCGUCCUUGCCUACAAGACAGGUCGAAGUAGCAGCACUUCUUCGUACGACCAGGCCGUGAAAGUUCCCAAUUUUGCGGAGAUUGAGAUCAAUGAGCUCAACCUGAGGGAAGAGAUGGAGCGGUGCGGAGUAGCCGGUUCCAUGACGCCCGACCAUUGUUCGACCCCAAGCACGAGGAGAGGUGACAAUAAUUUGGAGGAGGCGCAACUAAGGAUGACGACGCCAAGGGGAAGGUCAGCAUCGUACGAGAUUAAAGUGGCUCCUCUGAUCCCCAUUCAUCAGAGAAUGAUUCGACCCUCCAUGAUACAUACGCUGCCUGGAUGCCCCAGCAAAGUCAUUGUAACCCCGGAGAGGUCGGCGGAAACGGGAAGAACGUUCAUUGUCCACUCGGACCAGUCAAACAAGGCGAGUCGGCCAACUAGUCUGGACAUUAGGUUGGAGAGAGGAGACGAAGAUGAAGAGCCACCUUCUGAAGAAAACUCGUCCGAUACUGGAGGUCUCUUUGGACAGAAGACGCCCGAUCUCUGGGACGGGGAUGGGAUGUCCCUCACCGGCCUCUCAAGUCCAGAAGAGGCUGGAAUUCAGGAAGAAUCCAGCCUUGGUCUGCAAACACCUUCCCAACUUUUUGAAUCCUGGGGAGAGUUGAAGGACGAAGAGUUAGAGUUAUACCAACAUUUGAGAUCUCCGUCGAUUGAUAAUCUCGAGAAUCUCGAUUUUGAGGAGGACGAGGAGGACACUCACAACGCUGAUGAGGAAGAUGGUGAUGCAAACAUAACGCUAAAAAUUAACACGAGCAACACAGACGACGUAGUCAACGACAAUUUCCACCAGACGCAGCAGCAACAGUCUAAUGAACAAGUCUCCCCCAACCGGGACAGCCCUUCGCCCCCUCAAACUACAAACUCAUCGUCCGACAUGAUGAAUCACCAUCCCCCCGGUUCCUCCGACCCUGAUCGUUGCGACUCCUCCGUAAUUUCCGUCUCUGGAUACGAGGCGCAAACAGAUUCCGACUUUGCCACUGAGUCUGAGGCCGAUCAUGAAGAAUUGCUCCUUUCCCACCCCACUCACACAGCCCCGAAUAAAAACCGCAACGCGAGAGUGAUUGACGGCGCCUUGUACACGACGACGUCCUCCGCCUCCACAACUUCUAGUCAACCAUCCUCCUCCCCUCGAAUUACGACCUCAGUCACAUCAGAGGAACCAGAGUCUUCUUCGAGUGGAUUUUACUCUUCGAGUGAAUCGGGCUCCUUAACCCGAGGUGGGUCACGACAUCCUUCUAAAAGUGCGUCCAACUCGGACUGCGAUUCAUCCUCGGGCUCCGUAGCUUCGAAUAAUGACGUCGACCAUGAAGAGGAAGCCACCCUGCUCAACUCCACCACGACGGAAGAUGCCUCCUCCACCAUCACUACGGAACGAAAUAGUCCGGAAGAAGGGGACGCCCUGGAUUCCACCCUGAUUGCCAAAAUUGUGACACCUUUGUCGAAAAACGAGAUUCCUCUGACGACCAGGAAGCCAUGUUUGGACGACAGCACGCUCGCCAUGGGAGGAGCCGGUCACCACGAACUCCUCUUUGGAGAAUUUUCCAUGCUGCGAAGUCAAAGCGUCUCGUGCCUCACGACGUCAACCAACGCACCACCAAGCUUUCUCCAGCCUGUUGUGAAAACUAGUUACAACAAAUCCUCUGGUAUUGGUAGUACCCGAACGGAGAAAGUUACUUCUUCCACGACGACCACCACCACCACGGCUGCCAUCAACUCCUCUACGGCAGCCACCACCGCCACUAAAAAUAUGCGUGUAAAGGGAAAACCUUCCUCAGUCUUGGCUGACACGGUGGCCAGUUCGAGUCGUCGUAUUGCUUCGAGUAAGGACGCCUUAUUUUCUGGAAUUGGACGUCUCGGCGGCAGUACGAGAAGUUUGGCAUCGUCAACCUCCAAUCUAAGCGGGGGUGCUGGAGUGGCCAGCCGGAGCCCAGGGUCAGCAUCGUCGACUUCAGGGAGGAGCAAACUGAUCAACAAAUGGGACCACGUCAUGGCCAAAAUCAAUGAAGGGAAAGGGAAGCAAAUUAACGUGAAGGAAGUGAAAGCCAAAGUUUUUGACCGAAUGGCACCCACACCAAGUGCACUGGCGAGUGUGAAAAACAGCAUGGGCAAAGGUUCCACGAGCAGCUUGGGAGGCAGCAGAAGUAAGCGGACUGGACUCCGAAGUGAGAUCAAGGACUCGGAAAAUGAGCCUGUUGUCUCCUCAAGUACGACGACUACGACCAGUAAGAAGGGUGGACCCACAAAUGAUACAGCUAACAAUAAUAAGGGGACAAUAAGUACGACCAACAAGCGUGGCGGGAUUCAGAGGACCGACUCCACCUCGAGCGAUGGGUCAGAUCUUCACGGGGAGAGAAAGCAGUUCGUUUCUGUGAAACAAGUCAAGUCAAGACCCAAAAAAGACGGACCAAGACGACAAAUUAGUGACGUUUCCACUGCAUCGGAAUGUUCCUCGUCGCAACCACACCCUCCCAAAAGUCGGGGAGGAUCGAUUCCUUGUCCUCCAGCAGGAAACCCUAAUUCCGCACCUUCUCAACAAGACCAAGAUUCUCAAAGUCGUUCCACAGCUCCAAAAUCUUCUUCCGUGAAUAACAAUCGUACCACUGCGAAAAAUAAGACAAUCACACGAACGGGGACAGCGACCCAGCAUGGUGCUCCCUACACUAAUGCACCCCAGGUUAACAGUCUGAACCGAAUUUCACCUACCAGCACAACCGCAACGAAUGUCGCGAUGGGGACGAGGUCUAAAAGUAGGAAAUCAUUCGCAAUUAGUGCGAAACCUUUGGAUGACAACAACGCCACCGUCAGCAGCAAAGGAACAACAGGGGCCGCCUCCAUCACGACGACGACGACGACAACAAAUAGUACAAAACAGCCCGUUGGGGUUCCUUCUGGACCACUGAACAAUAACGCUCGAAAUGCGAAAGCCACUCUAAGUCAUGAAUCCUCCCUGGUGAAACCCUUGCGAGAUCACAACAGAAUCCCCACCUCCGGCUCUCACCCCGCACCCAUCUCCAAGUCGAAAGAGGGAGUCACCACCCGGUCCCGUUCACGCCGAGAUGAGAAGGAUCACCAUCUUGACUCAGCCACACCCACCUUGCGAGAACAGCUGGCUCGCCUUAAACAGGAGGUGGAUCGACUGCAGGGGGAACAUGUCGUGAAAGAUGGCCAGCUCCAAGAACUGACCGCCCUGACCAACCAGACUGAGGAGGAGAGGGUCCGACUAGUCACGGAGUUGGCGGCAUGCUCCAGGAAAGUCGAAGCUAUGGCGAUUGUGGUGCAAAAUACGGUGGAUAAGAGUGACAUUGCGACCAGCCACACUCACACUGCUAACCAAAGGAUCUGUCAACUAGAAUCGCUGCUAAAAAAUGCGGAAAAUGAACUUAAACAAGUCCCCAUCCUAAAAGAAAAGUUGGACAUGAACGAAGGGAUGCACUUAAAGGAAAUCGUCAAACAUAAGCGAGCACACAAAAAGGAUGUUGAGAAACUAAAAUCGGAAUUUUUACAACAAAUUGACGAGUCUCGGUCAUCGUACGAAGAAAAGUUGGUGGAACAGGAGAAAGCGCAUUGCCAGGAACUGGACAGAUUAAAGGAAGCUCAUCGCUUAGAAAUGGAAAGCUAUCGCGAAAGACACAUCAACAUGAGCCCUCACGACGUUCUAAUUAAGGACGUUGCCUCCAUGUCUGCCGUGAUAGAGAUGAACAAUCUGAAGAUGAAGGAUAUGCAGACGCGAAUCCAAGUGCUAACCAUGAAGGAGGAAGAACUCAUAAAAUGUGAAAAUUUAGUCAGAACGCUCUCGGCCCGAGUGGAAGAUGUUGAAGCUCAAUUGAAUCUAAACAAAGACGAAAAGUUGUCCCUGUUGGCGAAACUAACAGAGGCCGAACUCGCCCUUGUUGAUGCGGCCGGAAAGAACAAGUCUCUUGCGCAAAGUGUGGACGAACUCUCAUUUAAACUGAAUAACCCUGACAUUGUUCCAGCGUCUCCUAGUGCGUCAAACUUCAAGGAACCUGCAUGAAUUGAUAACUUAUCCGAUAAUACUAGUAAUAAUAAUAGUAAAGUGGCAGCAGAUGCAGAAUGAGGAGGAAUAUAAAGCACAGAAUUACUAGGAAAAAAGAUUAUUUAUUUUUAUCUCUGCACUAGCACUACCACAGAUCCCUGCUACGCCCACCCAUAUCUUACCCGAAUAUUGAUUAUUAUACAGGUGCCCGCAUUAUACUUGAUACAGAAAAUCUAGUUAAUAAUUACUUAGCAAGAAAUGAUAAAUUAAUUGAUUAAUCGUAAGAAAUGCAUUAUUUUGACGCUGCGUUGUUUGCCGCCAUUACGAAUUAAAUUAAUAAUUACAUGAUAAACUGAGCAAACAAAACUUGAUACUAUUCUGUGACGGAUAAUUUCAUUUUCUCAAGAAAAUAAAGAAAUACAGAAAAGAAAAUA
Messenger RNA from Folsomia candida, 6310 nucleotides. RefSeq names its product serine-rich adhesin for platelets. NCBI's taxonomy places the organism in Eukaryota, Metazoa, Arthropoda, Collembola, Entomobryomorpha, Isotomidae. The coding region runs from base 1074 to 5894 and encodes 1606 amino acids. Gene Ontology annotation, biological process: microtubule anchoring. Gene Ontology annotation, cellular component: centrosome. Gene Ontology annotation, molecular function: microtubule binding. The record is from RefSeq and is a predicted model, not a curated record. The transcript has 11 exons.